AUGCACCGGCAUGCGGAGGCACCGGAAGAAUGGCGGCGUCUUAAGCAGUGGUUACCAGCAGAGCUGUGCAGAGACAACUACGUUGAAUUACCUGAUGACGAGUGGAAGCUUCUCCAUGUGCUGCCAUACGUUCUCACGAUGUGGGGAGCUACACCGAUGGGAAGGACUCCUCACUGUGCUCGUCUUGUUCGGCACCAUGAAGUGCGAUGCGGUUGGGCUGCAACGCAUGGACUGCUCCCAAGCGCACUAGUGGGCCACCCGGCCCAGCACGGGUCUUCGGCGGAUGUCUCGCCGCCGCAGACCCGACAGUCGUCUGCCGCACGAUUAGUGCAGACGACAUUACGAGACACGUUCCUGCCUCAGUCUCCCCAAGCCGCUAACAAAAGCCGUCGAAAGGAGUUCCAGCGGCUGAAACGCAAGCUAGCCAAAGCUCGCAAGAGAGAAGAGAAAGCUUUAGCCUCUGCAAGGUUGAACAAUGACCGCGGUAUGCUCGCGUCUGACAGAACGUUUGGCCUCAUCACUCAAAACGGCGCACAACAUCUCACGGGUACCAAGAUAUCGCAGUACUGCAAGAGACACAUGUGCACACGUCAGAGAUCGAGGAAGCGCGGCGUGAACACGCUGCGCGUUGGGGGUUUCGUGUCGGUGAAGGUUGUCCUGUUUACUCUUACUGGGGUGCAGCGGAAGAUGGAAAAGGAGUUGAAGUCGUUGCUCCAGCAGCUAACGCUGAUCAUGAUGGUGUACAACUCCAUCUGCGCUCUCCCAGGAACCCGCUCCGAGUCAAGCGACCCAAGCAAGCUGGCACGACUAUUACGCCAGCAACGCGCUGCGCUUGCAGCUGACACUCCCCGUGAGGAUGCAAUUGACGACAUCACCGCACGACUAGAUGCGAUAUCCAUCCGGGACGCUGCCAGCACCUCUCGACUGGAAAAAAUUCGUCAGGCAAUAUCGGAGCUCCAGGCUGAGCGCGGUAAGCAGAGGAUGAAGCGGCGUAUGCGCGACCACGCUUGGUACGACGGCAAGACUACGCACACGCUUUUUCGUUCUACAUCUACAAAGUUCACGGAUAAUUCUGUCCCAACUUUGGUCCCGGAUACUAGUGCGCCAGCUCGUGACAUUCAUGACAAAGCGAAUAUUUUCGCAGAUGCCUGGUCCCCCAUUUUCAACCAGACACCCGCUGAUCCUUCCGCUAUCGACGAUCCGCUGCGGUGGACGGCUGACAACAGCUUUACUGACGAAAUUCAACGCGCCGUUGCGGCGGAUAUUUCUGAAGCUGAAGUAGCUGCUGCAAUUGACGAAUGCGCCGCUGGAAAGGCAUGCGCGCGAACUCCUCGCAUUCCAGCUACCCGCAAGCCUGGGCGGCCUAAGCACUUCAUCUGGCGCUACUUCGAGAAGAUCACGGAUGGCUCGGCGAAGCCGCACGCUGAGUGCCACUACUGCCACGUGGUUGUUCGCAGUGCUCAGCCUGGAACAAACAUGCAACGCCACCUCAAGAGCUGCUGUUCCGUUCCUGUUGCUGUCAAGCGUAUCCAGGACGCGUUCCGGGACCCGCAACCUUCAGCUGCUAGGGAACCUGUACCGGCUGCUGUUGGGUCUACUGCUGCUGCUCCUGGUGGUGACGUCCGUGAUGGACAUCCCGCGGUGCCCGUCCCAGCGCCAACGCCGACCCAGCAGCAACAGUUUGAGAUGGCACUGGCUAUCACGAUUUACCUGUGUGCUCUAUCAUUUGUGCUGCUGUUUACAGAAUCGCAGUUCAAGACGCUGCUAAAGAAUUCAGCCUCAAGCGUUGCAGCAAAGGCGAAACUCAGUCAAGUGAAAAAGACAAUCCGUGAUCAGUCGUUUUGGAGUAAGCUGGAGCAAGUUGUGGCGUUCCUCGACCCCAUCAUUGAAGCCCUCCGCGAACUUGAAUCGGAUAACUGCUCGACUUCGCGCGUGUAUUCCCGAUUUAAGUGGCUGCUGAACCACCCUGCCUACGGUACUGAUGAAGUACAGUCCCCAAUCCAAGCAGCAAUCAAGGGCCUGGUUGACAAGCGAUGGAAACAUGUGCACACCGACGCCAUAGGUCUGGCAUUCCUGCUCGACCCGCACACAACCCUCACCGACUUCGUUGGCACAGAUGAAAAAGAUACCAUCAAACAGGGGUGUGCUUUCGCUGAGCGAAGUGGCAUACUCGAUGAAUUGGGUGUAACGAGGGCACAAUUCAACGGUGCGAUGUAUAGCUUCGCUAGUGAGAAGCGCAAAUGGACGCCUGCAAUGUGGCGUGACAACGAGGGAGCCGCGCCUCAAGACUGGUGGCCCACACAUGCAAAUCAGUAUCCAAUGGCGUGGGAGAUUGCCAGACUCGUAUUCGCAAUUCCACCAUCAUCGGCGGCGAGUGAGCGGGCUUGGAGUAUCAUGGAUUUCAUCCAUUCCAAGAAGCGCAACCGCUUGGCGGUCGACAAGGUCGACAUGUUGGCCUCCAUCUACGCCAACCACCUUGCCGUGUCCACAGAGGGUGCGGACUGGGCCCGGCUGCACUCGUAUCCAGAAAGUGGUGAGGCCCUGGAGAGGGAGGCGACGGAGCAGUAG
Phytophthora sojae is the source of this 2568-nucleotide messenger RNA. RefSeq lists its product as hypothetical. NCBI's taxonomy places the organism in Eukaryota, Oomycota, Peronosporomycetes, Peronosporales, Peronosporaceae. The coding region runs from base 1 to 2568 and encodes 855 amino acids. Gene Ontology annotation, molecular function: DNA binding; protein dimerization activity. The transcript has 7 exons. The record is from RefSeq and is a predicted model, not a curated record.